CAGCAAAGGAGACGAGAGAAGGAGGAGGAGGAGGAGGAGGAGGCUCUUUUGACGUUUAUGUUUGUGUUCGGCCUCCGUAGACGCGGAACUUCAGCGGAGAAAGUGAACGUAUACUUAUGUUAAAGGAGAAUCGGAGGGGAAUCUGAAGCUUUCACUGAAAACAUCUUCCUUUCAGGACUUUAACUGAGAUCGCCUGAAGUGUCAGAUAUGUACCGCUUGCGGGCACUGACAGCUGCCACCGUCGGGAUGGUGCAGUUGUCAAGAAGGUAUCAUACUGGUGCCUUCCGUUCCCAUCAGCGGCGUAGACUGAUGUUGGCCGCCCUGGCGGGGGUGACAGGCAUCUCAGCCAGCGCUGGACUAAUGUGGACAAGAGCAUAUGCAGAGGCGGGGUCUUCAGUCAAGCAUGAGGAGCAGAUGCAGGAGGAGGAGCCUCUGAAUGAUGUGGUGGAGGAGGCGGUGUCAGACGGCGCUCUUGAGUCGAGUAGCGGGGAGGAGGAAGAUGAGGCGGGCUCAGAAGGGAAGAAAAAGAAACCGAGAAUCGGCUUCCGUGACCGCAAGGUGAUGGAGUAUGAGAACCGGAUCAGAGCUUACUCCACUCCAGACAAGAUAUUUCGCUACUUUGCCACCCUGAAGAUCAUCAGUGAGCACGGAGACGCGGAGGUGUACAUGACGCCACAGGACUUUGUGCGCUCCAUCACACCCAAUGAGAAACAGCCAGAGAACCUUGGUCUGGAUCAGUUUGUGGUGAAACGCUAUGAUGGAAAGAAACUCAUCUACAGCUCAAUCAAGAUCUCUCAGGACAGAGAGAAGUUUGCAGAUGAGGACAGCAUUUUCUACACACUGGGGGAGUGUGGACUCAUCUCUUUCUCUGACUACAUCUUCCUCACGACCGUCCUCUCCACUCCUCAGAGGAACUUUGAAAUCGCCUUCAAGAUGUUUGACUUGAAUGGAGACGGAGAGGUCGACCUUGAGGAGUUUGAGCAAGUUCAGAGUAUCAUUCGUUCUCAGACCAGUAUGGGCAUGAGACACAGAGAUCGCUCCACCACAGGAAACACUCUGAAAACAGGAGGCUGCAGUUCAGCUCUCACCACCUACUUUUUCGGGGCUGACCUGAAGGGCAAGCUCACCAUCGGCAGUUUCUUGGAGUUCCAGAGGAAAUUACAGCAUGAUGUGCUUAAACUCGAGUUUGAGAGGAAUGAUCCGGUGGACGGCAGGAUCACAGAGAAGCAGUUUGGAGGGAUGCUGCUGGCCUACAGUGGAGUUCAGUCCCGCAAACUCAAACUGAUGCAGAAGAGCCUCAAAAGAAUGUUCAAGGAUGCUCAGGGCAUCACGUUUGAGGAAGUGGAGAACUUCUUUACCUUCCUGAAGAACGUCAAUGAUGUCGACACUGCACUGAGUUUCUACCACAUGGCGGGCGCUUCUAUAGAUAAAGCCACCAUGAAGCAGGUCGCCCGCACUGUGGCCAAGGUAGAGCUGUCUGACCAUGUGUGUGAUGUGGUGUUUGCGCUGUUCGACUGUGAUGGAAAUGGGGAGCUGAGUAAUAAGGAGUUUAUUGCCAUCAUGAAACAGCGGCUGAUGCGUGGGCUGGAGAAGCCCAAGGAUAUGGGUUUCACCCGGCUGGUGCGCGCCAUGUGGAAGUGCGCCCAGGAUACUGCCUGGGACUUUGCCAUGCCGAAACAGCAGUAACUGCUGAGACGGCCAUCCCCUCAUGUUGAGCUCCAUAUGGGGUAUAAUUAAUCAUUAAAGGAUAAACUCCUUUGGAAGGCACAUCUGAUAACACACAUGCUACAAUGACUACUGCUCGUGCAUUCGGCCUUCUGUGCCCACCUGCAACUCUACUCAACAUCCAGACAGAGCUUGCUAUCUUUUAUUUAUUUCUUGCUAUUUGCAAGUUUUGGAGUUGGAUGCACAAUUCUGCAUACACUAGAAUGUAACUGGCAUGUGAAAACAACAGUGAGAGGUCAUCCUCGAGUGCCAUGAGUUCCUAUCUGAAAUGAAUGUUGGGACUCAGAUAAUUCAUAUGAUAUAUUCAACUUUGACUUUUUAAACACUCAUUACUUAAGCAAAAAGCUCCCUAUUUGCACUCCUGUUCUCAAAGGUGUCCAUGUGUCCCAGUCUCCACUAUAGACUGAAUUAGUGGCAUCCAGCUGACAAGCAGUUUCCAUUGUACUAUAAACCGCAUUAUUUUGAAAAUCUCAUUGUUCAAUGACUUUAUAAGAGUGAUGCUGAAAGAAUGAUAUUAUUAAAACAUUUUACAGUACUGAAA
This is a messenger RNA of Ctenopharyngodon idella (grass carp), 2266 nucleotides long. RefSeq names its product mitochondrial calcium uptake 1 (gene micu1). NCBI's taxonomy places the organism in Eukaryota, Metazoa, Chordata, Actinopteri, Cypriniformes, Xenocyprididae. The transcript is spliced from 13 exons. Bases 208 to 1686 code for a protein of 492 amino acids. Gene Ontology annotation, biological process: mitochondrial calcium ion homeostasis; calcium import into the mitochondrion. The record is from RefSeq and is a predicted model, not a curated record. Gene Ontology annotation, molecular function: calcium ion binding. Gene Ontology annotation, cellular component: uniplex complex.